CACUCUCAGCUGCCGCCGCGGGGCAUGCUGGGAGUCGGAGCCCUGUCAGCGCUUUACGGCAGGACGUAAAAGAGAGAAGGCUUGUCCAGGUUCAACAAGAUCUACGAAUACGACUAUCAUCUGUUUGGCCAGGUAGCGAUUCCAACUUCUUUGAUAACUUUCCUGAUCCCGGGAAAACGCAAGAGGCGGAUGGAUUAUCUAAAGAACGAUCACCGAAGAAUUAUUGCCGAUUAAAAAGGAUUUGGCUGGUCAAAUGGGCCAAAUCGCUGUGAAAUACAGAUGUCAACUUUUCACUUGGAGCGCACAGAAAACAUGCUGUUUUCAUGAAUGUUACUAUGGUGAUGACAUCUGUUUCAGGCCAUUUGCUGAGUCAUGAGUUUAAGACGGCAUUUCGCAAAUGGCAUAGCUGCAACCCCCUGGUGCUCUUUGAUGCUGAGAUUGAGAAAUACUGCCCUGAAAACUACAUGGAUAUUAAGCGGACCCUAGAACGAGAAGUCAGGCAAUGCCAGGCUCUGAUGAUCUGGACUGAUUGUGAUCGAGAAGGAGAGAACAUUGGCUUUGAGAUCAUCCAGGUCUGCAAAGCUGUUAAGCCAAGCCUUCAGGUGUUCCGAGCCCGCUUUUCUGAGAUCACACCGCAUGCUGUUCGAGUUGCCUGUGAAAACCUCACCCAGCCUGAUCAGAACACUAGUGAUGCUGUCGAUGUCAGACAGGAGCUGGAUCUCAGAAUAGGUGCUGCCUUCACCAGAUUCCAGACCCUGAGGCUCUCCAGAAUCUUCCCUGAUGUUCUGGCAGAGCUUUUAAUUAGCUAUUGUAGCUGCCAGUUCCCAACUCUGGGAUUUGUGGUAGAAAGGUUUAAAGCCAUACAGGCUUUUGUUCCUGAAACCUUCUAUAAAAUAAAAGUGACUCACAAACGUGAGGAUGCCAUUGUGGACUUCAGCUGGAAGAGGAAUCGACUCUUUAACCACACAGCAUGCCUUGUCCUCUACCAGAUGUGUAUGGAGGAUCCAGUAGCCACUGUAGUCAUGAUUGGUAGCAAACCAAAAAGCAAGUGGAGGCCCCUGCCUCUGGACACAGUGGAACUGGAGAAGCUGGCAUCCCGCAAACUGAAAAUAAAUGCCAAAGAGACCAUGAGAGUGGCAGAAAAGCUCUAUACUCAAGGGUACAUAAGCUACCCCCGAACUGAGACCAACAUGUUCCCCAAAGAAUUAAGCCUGUCUGCACUGGUACAGCAGCAGACCCAAGAUCCACACUGGGGAGCUUUUGCACAAAGGAUUCUAGACCAGGGUGGGCCAACACCUAGGAAUGGUUCCAAAACCGAUCAGGCUCACCCCCCCAUUCACCCCACCAAAUACACCUGUAACCUGCAGGGGAACGAGCAGAGACUGUAUGAAUUCAUCGUACGUCAUUUCUUGGCUUGCUGCUCUCAAGAUGCCAAAGGACAGGAAACCACUGUAGAGAUUGAUAUUGCCAAUGAGCGGUUUAUUGCUCAAGGGCUAAUGAUCCUUGCCAGAAACUACCUGGAUGUGUACCCAUACGACAAGUGGAGUGACAAGGUCAUCCCAGUGUAUGAGAGAGGGACUCGUUUUCAACCUACCACGGUGGAGAUGGUGGAUGGGGAGACCAGCCCGCCCCAGCUCCUCACAGAAGCUGAUCUCAUUGCACUCAUGGACAAACAUGGCAUUGGGACUGACGCCACUCAUGCCGAGCACAUUGAGACCAUCAAGGCACGAAUGUAUGUGGGGCUCACUCCAGAGCAGAGGUUCCUUCCAGGCCAUCUGGGCAUGGGCCUGGUAGAAGGUAAGGACAGCACUUCUCACGAGGCAGGCAGGUCCUGGCUUCAUCACUUCUUCCCAUUCUCAGCUAGUUACUGUUCCUCAGGUUACGAUUCUAUGGGCUACGAGAUGUCAAAGCCUGACCUUCGAGCUGAGUUGGAGGCUGACCUGAAACUGAUCUGUGAGGGGAAGAAAGACAAGUCUGUAGUGCUGAGGCAGCAGAUACAGAAGUACAAGCAAGUUUUCAUUGAAGCAGUGGCCAAAGCCAACAAGCUGGACCAGGCUUUGUCUCAAUACUUUGGAACAGUCAGAGAAGUGGCUCAAGGAGAGGAGCUCUACCCCGAAACACCAGCUGCCAUCCGGAAAUGUCCCCGGUGCAACAAUGACAUGGUCCUGAAGACUAGGAAGAAUGGCGGGUUUUACCUUGGCUGCGUGGGAUAUCCUGCUUGCAAAACUGCUGUCUGGUUUCCUGACUUUGUGCUGGAAGUCAGCAAGGACGACAGCGUCUGUGCUGUGUGCGAGCCCCAUCCAGUUCACAGGCUGAAAUUUAAGCUCAGGCAAGGGAGUGCCCCUCCUCUCCUGCCCCUGGAAUUUGUUGGCUGCAUCGGAGGCUGCGACAAGUUGCUGAGAGACACCUUGGACCUGCAGUAUUUACAAAGAUUGCCCCAACCUGCAUCAGAAGCUGGCCAGGCAGACAACCACCUGCAAGCCAGCCACUCCCUUAACCGAAUGGCUAGUAAUGAGAAUGGCCACAGGAGGCCAGCCACGAACCCGCCAAUUGGAUUCCUAGGACCCAGGGGCACGAGGCCGCCCAGCACUGCUGCUCGCCUGGCUGUAGCUGCGGACGAGAACAAUGCAGUGAUGUGCAACUGCGGGCAGGCGGCAGUGCUGCUCACCGUGCGGAAGGACGGGCCCAACCAAGGCAGGCAGUUCUACAAGUGCAGUGCUAGCAGCUGCAACUUCUUCCUGUGGGCGGAUCAGCCGGCCGAGGACAGGAACAGUGCAGCACCUAGGAGCUUUGCAUCGCCAGCUUCCUUUGGUGAAAGGUCCCCUAUAGGCUUCCACAACCCGGAAGAAGGGAGAGGCCAGGGACACGACCCGAGCAGCAGUCGAGAUGCUGAAGGAGGGGGCAGCAGCGUUUGCAACUGCAACCAGCUGGCUAUCACACGCACAGUCCAGAAGGAUGGACCCAACAAAGGGCGGCAGUUCCACACUUGCCCAAAGCCCCGGGACCAGCAGUGUGGCUUCUUUCUGUGGGCAGACGAGAAUGUGGCCCCAGGGGCAUCUGCGGACGUUUCUUCAAACCAUUUUAGGGACCAGGGGUUCCCAAGAGGAGCAGGAAGCAAAGCUAAAAGGCCAGAUAAUUUCUCCUCGAAGGGGCCAACCGUGAAGAGACCACGGACUUGUGGGAUUUGCCACCAGCCUGGUCACACCAGGAAGACUUGUCCCCAGAACCACUGAGGGAAGCAGAACACCCUUACAGAAACAAACUGAAAACUCUGGAGUCCUGGGGUACGUCAGUAACGGGGAAAUGGAUUUUAAAAUCCAGUGUGCAGCAGAGAUUCCUCAGGUGCCUGCCUUCCUGGAAAUGCUGGCUAAGAAAUCUGCCUGUUGCUGAUGACAGAGCAUACUCCACGCACCACAAACUGCUGGAGGCUUCAUUUGGCUCCAGUUGAAAGGUGGACUCACUUCUGAAGGAGGCUCAGCUACUACUGCUAUUGCCUGAUUUCAGCUGCUGUCUCUUGGAUGAUUUAUGGGAGAGUUUGUCUUGGGCACUAUAUUUACAGACACAAGAUGAUGGGUCUGUUCCUAAUCAGCUUUGGACAAGAUGCUAUAGUGUUGGCUGCUCUCCGGAAGAGCAGAAAAGGACUCUGAGCAGCUAACUUAAGAGUUGACUGCCAUUGAACAGUAGCCAUUGUGUUUGGGGGGGAAGGAGAACAUCAAGGUUAGUAAAAGACUAAAAAUCUGUCUUUCAGGGUGAUGGAGUAGUCAGGUUGAUGGUGCCUACAGUGCCAGCUUCACAUAAUCCUCACCAUGGGAUGUCAUGCGUUCAAUUACCCUUCAGUGAUAAUAUCACACAAGAUGGGAAAAGGCUACACUGACUGGUCUACUCUACUGUUUCCAGCUCUGUUCCUUGCCUCUGAAGGGGAAGAGCUGCAAGUAAAGCCAGUCCUGGCUCUGUCUUCCAAAGGCAAAGCUCCAUGUAAAGCGCCUGGAAGUGAGCUGUGAUCCACUUCUACUCGAGCUGUCAGAGGAAGGAGAUGGAGCUGCUGGUUCACACAGUUCAUUCUGGUCAGGUCACCAUGCUUUUGAUUAAAAGGAGAAUUUAUUUUAA
Molecule: messenger RNA, 4107 nt
Organism: Alligator sinensis (Chinese alligator)
Lineage: Eukaryota; Metazoa; Chordata; Crocodylia; Alligatoridae
Gene: TOP3A
Product: DNA topoisomerase III alpha
Exons: 18
Coding region: 324-3233 (969 amino acids)
Biological process (GO): DNA topological change
Cellular component (GO): chromosome; nucleus
Molecular function (GO): DNA topoisomerase type I (single strand cut, ATP-independent) activity; zinc ion binding; DNA binding
Source: RefSeq, a predicted model, not a curated record